Molecule: messenger RNA, 2725 nt
Organism: Scatophagus argus
Lineage: Eukaryota; Metazoa; Chordata; Actinopteri; Scatophagidae
Product: interferon-induced protein 44-like
Exons: 8
Coding region: 129-1469 (446 amino acids)
Molecular function (GO): GTP binding
Source: RefSeq, a predicted model, not a curated record
AAAACGAAUGCAGAGAUUUAGCUUUUCAGGGUGGUACACACCCUGUAACAACUUCGAUCCACAGCCACCAUUAGAGCUCGUCACGUUUCUCAGCUACUCGAGGAGAAGAAGCAGACCAACCAUCUACCAUGAACCCCAGUCUAACCACAAGCCAGCAGAGAACAAUCUGCUCCAACCUGGGACAUGUCAGACUACAGCUGCUCUACAAGGCCAGCAUCCACGGAUUCACCGGCGCUGCCUUCCACCAACGAUGUGACACCUACAGUCCCACAGUGUCUGUGGGCUAUAACUCCUCUGGUUAUGUGUUUGGAGGUUACACCAAACAACCUUUCAGCCAGUCUGGUCAGGAUGUGGCUGAUGACCAGGCCUUCCUUUUCACCUUUAGUGGAGAGAAGCUGCUCAAAUAUCCAACAACCGAUCCAGCACAUGCAGUGAAAAUGAUAGCUAACUCUGGUCCAUAUUUUGGAGAAGCAUUGGUUCUUGUCAAUGAAAGCCAGAAAGUAGUCCACAACAGUCCAGGAAAAGGCUACAACUUUGAUGCUGCACAAAUGCAUGGCAACGAUCUCAACCUGACCGAGUGUGAAGUCUAUCAAGUUGAGGAACCCACAGAACUUGAGAGGCCAUGGAGGACUAUAAGCUGGGAAUCUGAGAAGAGACAAGAGCUGAUGGAGAGUAUUAAGAGCUACAAACCCACAGUCUCAUCAGUGUCCCAGGCUCGUGUCCUGCUCAUUGGACCAAUUGGAGCUGGAAAGUCCAGCUUCUUCAACUCCAUCAACUCUGUAUUCAGAGGCCACGUCACCAGCCAGGCCAUCGCUGGCAGCUCUGCCACCAGCCUCACCACACAGUUUCGCAGCUACUCAGUAAAAGCUGGACGAGAAGGAAAAUCUCUGCCAAUCAUCUUGUGUGAUACCAUGGGAUUGGAGGAAAGCACGGGGGCGGGGCUUCAUGAUGACGAUAUCGUCAGCAUCAUCAAAGGUCAUCUGCCAGACCGUUACCAGUUCAACCCCUCUGCGCCUCUGCAUUCGGAGUCCCACGGCUACCGUGAGUCUGCGGGGCUGGGGGACAAGAUCCACUGUGUGGCCUAUGUUGUUGAUGCCUGCAAGGUCCCCAUCAUGCCCACAAAGCUGGAGGAGAAGCUGGACGCUGUCCGCAGAAAGGUCAACUCAAUGGGGAUUCCUCAGUUGGUUCUGAUGACUAAAGUGGAUGAAGCCUGUCCAUUAGUUUCACAAGACAUCAGGAAUGUUUAUAAAAGUCAAUACAUCAAGCAAAUGAUGCAGGAGGUCAGCACUCGGCUCGGUGUGCCUCUGUCCUGUGUUGUUCCUGUGAAGAACUACAGCGAGGAGCUGGACCUGGACCCAGACUGUGACAUCCUGUUGCUCAUCGCCAUCAUUCAGAUGCUUCGCUUCGCUGAUAAUUACUUCGAUGACAUCAGUGAGCAAUUCAGCAACAUUAAGAUCAAGGAAAAGUAGAACAGAACAGAUGAUUAUUAUCUUGCCCGGUUGUAAUGAAAUGUCUUACAAAAUGACCCACCGUCCAGCAGGUGAGCUGGUCCAGGUUAGAUCAUCUGUAGUAUAAUCCUGAGCAAUGCAGCCCAAACUAUCCCUCAGAAAGCUGUGCUGCUUUUAUGUUAGUUUAUCAGACUGAGAAGAGCAGGAAAACCUUUAUUAUUCUGUGCAUGAAUUAUUCCAAGAUGGCCGUUUCUCGCCUUUCAACCAGAUAACUGCUUAAGUUAGAUAGCAUAACAAUCAUCAUGUUCCACAUUUGUGCCAGUUGGCCCACAGUUAAAACCUUUUAAAUUAGCAGAAUCAGUUGUAGUGGUUAUAAUACUGGAUUUCAUUUAGAUGUAACUGCAACUCAUGGGAUAUUUUUGGGAUCUUUCAGGUUUUCCUGCUGCUAUUUUGACAUUUCUAGAGUCCUUUUUGCCAAGUAUAAGACAAUGUAGUUAUCAAAAAAAAAAGAACACUGUGCUACAAAAUUACUUGGUUACAUUCAUCAUAUGAGGUGUUAGUCCUUUAGUUUUAUCUGUCUAAAAAAUGUAGUUUGUUGUCUGCAAUUUAUUCUUAUGAUCACUGUUGUUACAUUGUUGAGUGGUUUAGAAGGACAUUUCAUUACAAGCAGGCAAGCUAGAAAGGCCAGCACAUUAUCUGACAAUAACCCUGCUUACUGCUUCUUGCUUUAUUUUUACUUUACUUUUAAGAGAAUUUGAAAGUCAUGUGAUUAUUUUGUUCUUACAUUUCAAUGUUAACAAAAGUAUGUUAUUAUCAGGCAAAAAGUAAAGACAAUCAGUACAUAUAAAUGGAUGCUGUGUAAGUUUGAAACUAUUAUAAAGGGGAAGCUAAUUAGCCAUUUUAUUGAGCACUGCAACUUCCUGUCUUAAUUAUGCAAUAAUUAACUCAUCAGCGGAUUAUUUUCCUGUUUGUCUGUUUGUUUUGUAAAAACUGAAAUUAUUGAGAAAUAACAAUUACCCAAUUACCCAAAACCCAAUCAAUAGUACAAACCUCAACAUCAUUAAAAAUAAAAUGACUGCAACUACGAAUGUAAAGAAUUACACAAAAAGACAUUGAAAUCACCCAGAUUUGUUUGUUUUUGACAUCCUUCUCUCUAGAGUAUUUGAUGCCAGGAAAACAGUUGUUUGUACGAACAGAUAAAAUGAUGUUUACUGCCACGCCGCAUGUCAUGUAUGUUCAGAUUGUGUCGGUGACAAUUAAAGCUCCUUUUAACCAAA